Molecule: messenger RNA, 2722 nt
Organism: Anneissia japonica
Lineage: Eukaryota; Metazoa; Echinodermata; Crinoidea; Comatulida; Comatulidae
Exons: 2
Coding region: 83-562 (159 amino acids)
Source: RefSeq, a predicted model, not a curated record
CUGUGAUGCAACAAUUACUUUACCGACGACACUGAUUUCACCGAACUUUCCGGAUACUUAUCCGGAUAAUACGCGCUGUGAAAUGCGCAUCUCCGCACCGGCUGAGCACGUGAUCAACGUACACAUCACUCAUCUCAAUUUAAACCACGGUGUUGGUAACCAUGGUGACAGUUAUCAAGAAGAUGACGAUGACGUAUGUUUCAAUAAAGACACUCUAGUAUUUAGUGAAGAUAAUAGUGAGGACGUUGAAAGUAUAAUAUUAUGCGGAUUCGAGCAUGACGACCAUGAAAAUGUGCGCUCUUCAAGUACCUUUAUGCGAAUUGUAUUUCAGUCAAAUGGAAACCGAGAUGAUUCUGGAACAGGAUAUAACCUGAGUAUCUCUUUCCUAGCAGUGUGUGAAGAAAAUCUAGAAAGAUAUCGGUUCGGUUUGAUCACUGUACUGAUUCUUUUUAUAUUGCUUAUUAUUUUCUUCGUCAUGCUUUUGUUAAAAUGGCGCCCAAAGGCCAAGAAGACCGGCAGUUCAUCUACGAGUGAAAUUGGGAUGGAGAAUGUUGGUAAGUGAAAUUAAAUUAUGUGCCGGAGGUCAUGUGACAGGAUGGGUAAGAUGUCAUCUAAAAUGUGUUUGUGAUAAAAGAGGUGUUAGAGACCUACUCUACCAUACUACCAUAUUUAAAGAAGCUAAUAGGCCUACCUGUUGGCGUGCACUGCAUGCAUGAAAAGCAACAAAGAGUCGUUUCCGAGCCUUACUUAUUAUUAAUUAAUGCUAUAGGCCCUAUUCGAUGCUAUAUUCAAUGCUAUAAUGCUUUAUUCAAUGGUAUAUUCAAUAAUUCCAUAUUCAAUGCUAUAUUAAUUAAUGCUAUAUUCAAUGCUAUGGGUAUUCAAUAAUGUUAUAAUCAUUAAUUCUAUAUUCGAUGCUAUAUAUUCAUUAAUGCUAUAUUCAAUGCUAUACGGAACUCAUUAAUGCUAUAUUCAAUGCUAUAUUUAUCUAUAGGCAGGGUAUCACCCGUCUUAGUAUACACUAGAAAAUCAGUCGCCUGUUUGUCUAGUUGAAUCAUCAGACAGUACAGAAGAAAAGGUUUAUUACAACUUAGUUGACUUUUCUGAUUAAUGAAUUAAAUGGAAACUUAAAAAUCAGGAAGUUGGUACGUGCGUAUAAUGUCGCCAUUCAUUUCCGUGAUACAAUAUAAGCGGCCUGCUCUCUAAAGUACGAUUCAUAAUAAAACCGGUUUACAUCACGUUCGCCACACUCACCUGAUCCCCAUCCAGCACCAAGGUUUAUUAAUAACAAAAUCAAUGACGUAAUCGAUUGUCAGUAAUUAAAGUGGCAUUCAUGAGUUGUGGCGUUAUUAUUUUGGUACGCCAUCAUCUUUAUGCAUUAUUGAAAUGAAGGGACAUUUAAUUAAAGAUCACGAUUUAAGAUUUCAUAAUAAAAUGCUUAAUGUAUUGGUUGAAAACGUAGUAAUAUCGCAUGUCGGAUUAGAACAUUACUAAUGCAUGUUCGUACUGCGUACCACUUCAGAAAUUAAUCUAUACAAGCAUUAAAUGUUAUAAACAAGCUACGGUAUUUAGUUAAAAAAUUCAUUAUGGAGAUAGGCAUGAUGCGUUCACGUCAUCACCGCACGAACACAUCGUGCGCGUCAUUAUUCAGAUGUAUGUAUUUGUCAUUUGUAAAAACGUUUUACAUAGAAAUACAAUAACGGGAUACACUCAUAAAUAAAUAAAAGAAAUAUAUAAUAACAGGUAAAAAUGUAAUAAUAGGCCUAUAUCCCCUGCCGGACACCAUCCCAGUAUUUCUGAAUCGUGGUUUCGGGGCCAUUAUAAAUUGAAUAUUAGGUUUAACUAUACUGACUAACUAAAACUACUGUAAAAUACUAUGGUAGAAACAUUAUGCCAUGUUGUGACCAUGAUGUUUUCUGAUGCAUUACAACGUUCAUCUAACCAUGUUUUUAUUUAUUUUUUAUUUUUCAAUUUCUAGGUAACAAUACAACAAAAACAUAACUAUAAAAAUACAAUACCUGAGGAUUAUAAUGAGUGCAAGCACUGUCAGAGCGGCUCUCCGUAUUGAAUUCUUUACGUAUACUAAACAUUAAAAUUAUCUCUCUAAGUUCGAUACAAAAAUGAAAUAAUAAAAUUUUAUUUCGUCAACAAAAUAAAAUAACAUACAUUAAAGCUGCUGAAUAUACAAACGAAGAGCCAAUGAAAAUGAUUUAAAACUGUAUAUUGAUUGUUCUGGCCUACUAAUAAUAGGAAGAGAUUCAAGGACGAGGAAAAUUUAUAAAGAAUGAAUAUUUAAAAGACUUGGUUCUGACAAAUUUGUAUUUUAAAAUUACGGAAUCUGAAUAGGCCUAUCUGUGAUUGAAAUCAAUAACAUCAUGUAUAUUACAAUUUUGUCCAUAAUUACACAUAAAUAUAUUUCAUUCUCUGAUCCAUAGUUGCUAAAUUACGGUAAGUUGUUCAAUUCGUUGUUCAAAAUCUCCCUUAACACAAAGUUUAGUAAUUCUACGUAAUGGUUUAUUUACACUCCGGCAUCAGCACAUUCACCCAACUAGACACAUGAAUGAACAAAAGAACAAAACACCAAACUGUGUGUAAUUGUCAUUUUUUACUAAAAUAACUAAUAUAAUAAUAAUAAUAAUAAACAGAAUCGGGAUCAACAGCUUACUUAAUCAAAUUAAGCUCUCCGUGUAAACACCAUUUUAAAUUAUAACCAAAACACAAUAUC